CUCCUAAAAGGGCACUACCAGCGUUAGGAACCUUAUUGAAAGGUUAACCUCUACAUGAUAAGUUGAUAAGCUUAUUGAGGCAAUGUCAUGAAAUGAUACACAGCACCUGGCUGUAAUAAUCUGGCCAUUUUAUUAGAUCAUACCUGACUAUCUAUCCACUUGAAAUUAAGGACUGAGAGAGUACGUGAAAUAGGUGACGAAAACCAUUAGAAUUCAUUAGAUGCAUGAAAAUAGUCUACAUAUGAGGAAAAUUAUGAGUCAAUAUGUGUCAAUAUGUGAGCAUACAUGUGAACAUUUUUAAGAUAAGUUCGCAGGCACAUUCACAGAACUUGAAUGGUUGACUUAUUUCCUUGGCGACCGCUAAAAUGAAAGUCAGAUGUUAGGAGGAAGUGGCCAGACCACUGCACAUUGUCCUGAAGCGGAACCAGUCGACAUCUCGGAUGCUUUGUCGACAACAACUGCGGGUGUAAGCUGCACUUGUAGGCUCUGGCGUUGAGGGUUUAGGGAUUUUAGCGAUGGAGGACAGUGCUGGAGUUCUGGCUCUGCAGGACUACAUCAAAAAUGUGGAUCCAUCGUCCUUACCGCGCAUUCUGCAGGUCUGCUCCGGAGUUUACUUCCAAGGCUCUGUGUACGAGAUCUCAGGGAGUGAGGUGUGUCUGUCUACUGGCGACUUGGUGAAGGUUACGAGUUUCGAGAUCUUGUCUGUGUCUUGUGAGGACAUAAGCAAUAACACCACAUUUGAGCUGCCCCUCGACCAUUCGGGUCUGUUCACACUGGUUCCUGAGGAUCUACCUUACAGUACAAUAGAGGAGAUGGUAGGCCUGCUACCUGUUGGUGUGGAUGCCUUAGGCUCCUUCAUCUUCUUCAGCAAUAAUGAGCUGACCAUUGAGAACCUCACAGUGCCGGCUGGAACAAAGAUGACCCUUCUGUCUGUGGAUCUCAAUAAGGAUGGGGAGAGUUUUGCUCGCUGCAGGCUAACGGGUCAGCAGGAAGCCUCUGCAGAAGUGUACAUACCCUUCUCCUAUCACGGAGACUUCUAUGAAUGUCAGAAUGACCGUGGCUACUCCCUUCAUGAGAUCAUGUCCUCAGCCAGGCUGUGCAGGAGACGGUUCUAUAGGACAAAGCCAAAAAAAUGUGGCAACCCCCUGAUUUUUAGCCCAAUCUAUCAAAUCCAAGGCAUCAUGCACCUGAGAAAGAACAUAGUGAAGUUUCCCUCCAGCCUGGAAGUGGAUGUAAUUGACGUGACUGAGCAAUGUAAACAUUUAACAUUUGUAACUCCACUAUCUCUAGCUGAGGUAGCUGCUCAGCCAAAGGAGGCCUUUCCUACUAUGGCAGAGAUCUUGGAGGGACCUGAGGCUAAUCCCUACUUUUGCUGCAGCUGGUUCAAAGAGCUACAAAAAUGCAAGCAUCUUGUGCUGCAUGGGUGCAAUAAAACAUGCAUGGUGUUAGCAUGUACCCCGAAGGGGAGAAAAACUCAGCAGUACUUCCUGCUUUCUCAGGACUAUGGUGGCCAAAUACGGAGAAGAGCAAGGGAGUUUAGCUCAGUGUAUGAAGUGUAUGUGGCAUUCUCUAGCUCUCCAGGACUGAGAGUAUCUGUGACAAGGCACUGUGAGGCAGUUGAGGAGGAAGGAGUGCCUGCUCUCAGUGUUGGGGAACAGCUGGAGGUUCUGAGAGUGCAGACAGCAAACAGGUCAGGAAGAGAGUUAGGUGAUCCACAAGGUGUGGACGGCCUGAUCUGCAAAAGGAUUGAGGAUGAGGAUGAGGAUGACGACGACGACGAGGAUGAGGAUGAGAGUGAGAGAGAGAGUGAGGUCUGGCUCCCUCUAUUCACUCUAGCCAACUUUGUGGAGAAACUUUCAGACAAGAAAAAGUAUAGUUUAGCCGAACUGUGCAAGAACUUCUCCUUUCCUCUGGACGUCAAAGUGGUGAAUCACGAUAAAACACUGGACAAAGAUCCGCUGGCAGGUUUAGCAGCUCUCAGACUGGAAGAAUCUCUAGAAGAGACCACUGUGCUUGCCAGCUUGCCUGAUACUCCAGAGCAAUGCUUUGAAUUGCCUCUUCGCUGGCUGCAAAUGUCUCUCUCCUUUGUGUUAGACCCCUUACCCUGGCCUGAGAGCAAGAACCCAAAGGUUCACCUACAGACUGUCACCGAAGUAACAGAGUACUUUUAUCAUGAAUAUCAUAAGCUUACCACAAAACCUAUGGCUCCUCCUCCACGUCCUCCUAAGCGCAAAUCAUUGUCCUUACAAUCACAAAAAGGGUGUGUUACACAUAAAGAUGCCACUCUGCAGGUCAAAAGUAGCCACCCCAUUGCAAAAGUGGACAGUUCAUCUCUGGACCAAACAAAACGCAGACCACCUCCACCACCACCAAAUGAAACAGAAGAUGUACCCCCGCCUUUGGUUCCUAGAAAGUCUGUCUCAGAGAGUUUGGCCAUACUUAAUACAUAUGUGCUGUCCCCAAGGAAACCUAAUGAAAAGCCACAUAAAUCAGAAAGGAAAUCCUCAGACAGCGAUCAUGACUAUGAACCUGUGGAAGACAUGCUAAAUGCUUUUGAUCAUAUCAUGUUUUACUAGCCCUUUAUAAUUUUGAAAAUUACACUCACCAAAAACCACAUUAGAGAUAAACAGUGUUGUGGUGUGAAAUGUAUAAUGUACAUAAUGAGAUUGUGUUUUAACUUCCUUUUUUAUUAGACAGUAGGAAAAAAAGAAAUAGUAACAUCUAAAGAAGAAAAAAAAAGACAUUUAAACAUUUAUUUAAGGAAAUAAAUUUUUUAAAGGACACUGUGUACAUUAAUAUUAAAAUGUUUAUCAAAAGA
Pangasianodon hypophthalmus (striped catfish) is the source of this 2818-nucleotide messenger RNA. RefSeq names its product thymocyte selection associated family member 2 (gene themis2). The transcript is spliced from 7 exons. Bases 516 to 2576 code for a protein of 686 amino acids. Lineage: Eukaryota; Metazoa; Chordata; Actinopteri; Siluriformes; Pangasiidae. Gene Ontology annotation, biological process: T cell receptor signaling pathway. The record is from RefSeq and is a predicted model, not a curated record.